Rhodofomes roseus is the source of this 3220-nucleotide messenger RNA. RefSeq names its product DUF221-domain-containing protein. Gene Ontology annotation, cellular component: plasma membrane. The record is from RefSeq and is a predicted model, not a curated record. Gene Ontology annotation, molecular function: calcium-activated cation channel activity. The coding region runs from base 270 to 3089 and encodes 939 amino acids. The transcript is spliced from 11 exons. Lineage: Eukaryota; Fungi; Basidiomycota; Agaricomycetes; Polyporales; Fomitopsidaceae.
GUCGGGGCGAGCGCAGGACGGCGCCACGCUCUGGCCACGCUGGAGGCGGCGGCACGACGCGUGACGUCGGUGCCUUGGGGCGGGCUUCCCGAUAAGGGAGUGGGAGUUUUGACUGGCAGGCGAGGGCGAGUGGCUGGCCUGGUCUUCAUCCGCCAGCCGUCUCCUGUCCUUUCCCGCCCGCAUCCGUUCCUUACCAGCCAUCAUAGUGGAAAUCGCCCGGUGAUCUGUUCACGACCUUCACGACCCCGCCCACCAGACGACUGGCCAUCAUGUCGUCCGGCAUCUCCGGUGCCUCCACCUACUCAACCUCUACAUUCUCUACCGCCCUUGUCUUCAACGCCGCCGUGUUUGGCGGCGAACUGCUCGCAUUCACUCUCCUACGCCCUUACUUCCCUGCCAUCUACCAGCCGCUCACAUACAUCCCUCCCGAAGACAAACGCUCUCCUGAGCUCUCCCGCAACAUCUUCCUAUGGCCGUGGGCCGUGUAUCGUGCCAAUUAUGCAGACAUCAAGGCUGUCAAUGGCCUCGACGCGUACUUCUUCGUCCGCUUCCUCCGCAUGAUGGUCCGCGUUAUGGUCCCCAUCUGGCUCAUCUCAUGGGUCGUCCUCCUCCCCGUCUUCUCCGUUGGCACUUCUAGCCCCACGAGCGACAGCCUCACCCAGUUCCAGUUCGGAAAUGUAGGCAGUGGUGAUCAGCCACGUCUUUGGGCGCCAUUGGUCCUCGCAUGGGUGUUCACAAUCUGGAUCCUCUGGAAUGUCCGCUUUGAGAUGGGACACUUUGUGACUACCCGCCAGCGGUGGCUCAUCGAUCCUAACAACUCGUCGACGGCGCAGGCAAAUACCAUACUCGUCACUGGUGUGCCGCAACGGUACUUGACGGAGGCGGCACUGAAGGAACUGUUUACCUACUUGCCUGGCGGCGUCGCGAAAGUCUGGCUAAACAGAGACCUGAAGGAAAUGCCGGACUUGUACGAGCGCCAGGUGAAGGCGUGCAAGGUACUCGAAUCUGCGGAGACGAGCCUCAUGAAUACCGCCGUUACGCGGCACAACAAACAGAACAAGAAGCAGGCGAAGGCGGCAAAGAAGGCGGCAAAGAAAGGAAACCCGCCGCCGUCGACCGCAGACCCGUCUUCUGACGACCGCCGUCUGACCGACCCCAGCAUUGCAGACACAGAGCGCGGCGACGGCUUCGCGGACAAGCUCGUCCCGCGCAAGAAGCGUCCCACGCACCGUCUCCCUCUUCUCUCCUUCCUCCCGUCCCUGCCCCUCGUCGGCAAGCAGGUCGACUCGAUUGAGUGGGCGCGCGAGGAGAUCGCAGUUACUACCGAGGAGCUCCGCAAAAAGCGGCGUGAGCUCGCGCGCGAGGUCUCGAAGGGCCACAGCGUGCCGCCGGCCGUCGACGAGAGCAAGCCGGACGCACUCAAGCCUGACGCGCACAGCGAGCAGGUCUACCCGCCGCUCAACUCUGCCUUCGUGCUCUUCAACCAGCAGAUCGCCGCGCACCUCGCCGCGCAGAGCCUGACGCACCACGCGCCGUACCGCAUGGCGGAGAAGCAGGUCGGCGUCGUGCCGGACGACGUGAUUUGGGGCAACUUGAACUUGAACCCGUAUGAGGCGAAGGUGCGCACGGCGCUCAGCUGGGCGGCGACGCUCGGGCUGAUCAUCCUUUGGUCGUUCCCUGUCGCCUUCGUCGGUGCGGUGUCGAACGUCGCGUCGCUGUGCACAACGUACACCUGGCUCGCGUGGCUCUGCAAGCUGCCGUCGCCCAUCAUCGGCAUCAUCUCCGGUAUUCUGUCGCCCGUGCUGCUCGCGGUGCUCAUGAUGCUCCUCCCGAUCAUCCUGCGCAUCUUCGCGAGGCUGGAGGGCAUGACGACGCGCACGGCGAUCGAGCUCAGUCUCAUGAACCGCUUCUUCAUCUUCCAGAUCAUUCACUCGUUCUUGAUCGUCACGCUGGCGUCGGGUAUCAUCGCUGCCUUGCCCCAGUUGGUCGAGAACACGAGCUCGAUCCCGACCAUCCUUGCACAGAAUCUGCCCAAGGCAUCUGUGUUCUUCCUCUCGUUUAUCAUUCUGCAGGGUUUGUCCGGAACGGCGACGGGCUUCCUCGCAUACAUUCCUCUGGCGAUCUACUACGUGAAGCUGUACCUCACCGGGAGCACGCCGCGCUCGAUCUACAACAUCAAGUACAAGCUUCGGUCCGUCGAGUGGGGUACCACGUUCCCCACGGUCACCCUCCUCGUGUGCAUCACCAUAGCGUACUCGGUCAUCUCGCCGAUCAUCAACGGUCUUGCGGCGGCGACGUUCUUCCUGUACUACAUGCUCUGGAAGUACCGCUUCCUCUGGCAGCUCGGCCAGCCGCGCUCGACCGAGAGCGGCGGGCGGUUCUUCCCCAAGGCCAUGCAGCACAUCUUUGUCGGGCUGUACAUCGAGGAGAUCUGCCUCGCGGCGCUGUUCUUCCUCGCGCGCGACCAGGACGGGAAGGCGAGCGCGGUGCCGGAGGGCGCGUUGAUGAUCGUGUUGGUCGUGUUCACGGCGUUCUUCCACCUCAUCCUCGACAACUCGUAUGACCCGCUGAUACACGUGCUCCCGCUGACCCUCGCGGACCAGGACCAGGAGCUGCCGGACCCGAACCGCCAGGCGACGGAGCGCGCGCUGGGCGACAGCGCGUCGGUCACGAGCGUGGACGCGGCGCAGACGGAGAAGCGCCGCGGCCAGGAGGUGCGCGCGCGCCCGGGCUCGCAGGCGUCCGAGUCGGGCGACUCGGGGAAGGCGCGCGCGAAGACGAGCGAGCGCGGCGGGGCGGGCGCGGAGUCGCUCGCGCCGGGCGGCGACGGGGAGAGCCACCGGCUGAGCCAGUUCAGCGUGGCGGGGAUCGACGAGGAGGAGGGCCCGAAGGACUUUUACCACCCGGCGAGCGUGGAGCCGCAGCAGACGAUAUGGAUCCCGCGCGACCUGCUGGGGCUGGGCGAGGCGGAGGAGGCGGAGAUCCGCGAGCGGGGGAUACGCGUGUCGAGCAGGGAUGCGCGGAUGGACGAGAAGGGCCAUGUGGAUAUCUCGGGGGCGCCCCCGGAUUAUACGGAGGCGGUGCGGUGAGUUGCGCGUGCUGCCUGGAGGCGGGGCUGGAGGUGGAGGGUAGUUUUGUGGGAGGCUCUUGGUUUCGUUGUAUGAUUCCGUUGACUGCUCUGCUCUGCGCGGGCGUCGUGACUCGUGACUCAGAAGGACCC